Larimichthys crocea (large yellow croaker) is the source of this 1277-nucleotide messenger RNA. It is a transcript of the gene plp1b, whose product is annotated as proteolipid protein 1b. The record is from RefSeq and is a predicted model, not a curated record. The transcript has 7 exons. Lineage: Eukaryota; Metazoa; Chordata; Actinopteri; Sciaenidae. Gene Ontology annotation, molecular function: structural constituent of myelin sheath. Gene Ontology annotation, biological process: central nervous system myelination; axon development. The coding region runs from base 200 to 973 and encodes 257 amino acids. Gene Ontology annotation, cellular component: plasma membrane; myelin sheath.
GCCGGAGAAAGAGGGCAGGACCAGAGUUAGUAGAGGCUGAGCUGUGAGGUGUUGCUAGAAACAGAAGGGCUGUUACAUACGGAUAAUAUCAGCGCAGAGAGGCUUAUUUUACUGUAGCAAUACCUUUUAGGCAGCACUGCACAUCACUGGUUGCCACUGGGAUCUUUCUUGUUGGGGAGUACAGGAUCAGAAGCAGCAAAUGUUUCCGGUCAGGCAGCCUUGGCUUUGCAAAGCCUUAGGUUGUUAUGAUUGCUGUAUCCGGUGCAUUGGGGCAGUGCCCUACCCAUCCCUGGUGGCCACCUUGCUGUGCUAUGCUGGCAUGGCAUUAUUUUGUGGCUGUGGGCACGAAGCGUUGACCCAAACCGAAGUCCUGGUCGAGACGUACUUCGCCCGCAAUGUUCAGGACUUUGCGGUCAUGGCCUCCUUCAUCAAAUACUUCCAGUACGUGAUCUAUGGCCUGGCAUCAUUUUUCUUCCUGUAUGGUAUCCUGCUUCUGGCUGAGGGUUUCUACACCACGAGCGCCGUCAAGCAAACCUUUGGUGAAUUCAGGAGCACCCAAUGUGGACGCUGCCUCAGCCUGACGUUUAUCAUUGUGACGUACAUCUUGGCCUUCAUCUGGCUGGCAGUGUUUGCCUUCACUGCUAUCCCAGUCUUCUUCUUGUUCAACAUGGAGCAAACCUGUCACACCAUCAACAUCCUGGCUGAAACAACCCCCAGCAUUAAUCAGCACGGCUGGAUUUGCAUGGAUGCCAGGCAGUAUGGUCUGCUCCCUUGGAAUGCAAUGCCAGGCAAGGCUUGUGGAAUGUCCUUGGCGUCUAUUUGCAAAAGCAGCGAAUUCUAUGUCACCUAUGACUUGUACAUAGCUGCAUUUGCUGGUGCUGGGAUCACUCUCUUAGCACUGUUUAUGUAUAUGAUUGCCACCACCUACAACUACGCAGUGUUGCGGUUCCUGGGCAGGAAAGGGAUCCGCUAAGUGCAACACGUCCAUUCCAGUCAACUUUCAUCCUUUCACCAUGAGAUGGACAGUCAAUACUAGAUUUCCAUUUAUCCUCUGGGAAACAGCAACCUCCAAACUCGGAUCACCUGCUACAGUUUUUCUAUAGACGUGUCCAAUAACAGACAAAUGUUCCUCAUCAUUUUUUUUUUUUUAUAUGAACAACAGACAGAGAGAUGAAGAUAAUUCACAUUCAUCAGCAAAACUCUGGUCUCCUCUUCAGAUCCUCCCCUCAGAUGAUUCUCUUGGCUUUGUUGUUCAUUUUUCCUCUCGCAAGUUGCAU